AUGUCAUCCCAGGCCAAUCUCUCGGCGGGCGAUCGCUUCACGCUCAUCACGCGCGAUCUUGAUGAAGUGCUCGGCGCCGACAUCAUCAAGGCCAUCCUCGAAAAAAAUGAACGACCUCCCUCAGCCUACUGGGGUACCGCACCCACGGGAAGACCUCACGUCGGCUACUUGGUCCCCUUGACCAAGAUCGCCGACUUCCUGCGCGCCGGUGUUGAAGUCAAAGUGCUCCUCGCCGACAUCCAUGCGUUCUUGGACAACCUCAAAGCGCCGAUCGAGCUCGUGCGUCACCGUGUCAACUACUACCGACACGUGCUCACUGCCGUCUUCAAGGCCAUCGGCGUCCCCACCGACCGUCUGGUCUUCGUUGUGGGAAGCAGCUACCAGCUCACUGAAGCUUACAACAUGGACAACUACCGCCUGUGUGCUUCGGUCACCGAGCACGAUGCCAAGAAAGCGGGUGCGGAGGUCGUCAAGCAGGUCUCGUCGCCUUUGCUCUCGGGCUUGCUCUACCCGGGUCUGCAAGCGUUGGACGAACAGUACCUCGGCGUCGAUAUGCAGUUUGGCGGCGUCGACCAGCGCAAGAUCUUCACCUUUGCUGAGCAGUACUUGCCCAAGUUGGGUUACAAGAAGCGUGCGCACCUGAUGAACGCCAUGGUGCCCGGUUUGAAGGGCAGCAAGAUGAGCAGCUCCGACAACUCGUCCAAGAUCGAUUUCCUCGACACGCCCAAGGAGGUGUCCAAGAAGAUCGCCGAUGCUGUCUGCGCUCCGGGCGAGGUCGAGGGCAACGGUGUGCUCGGCUUUGUCCGCGCCGUGCUGUUCCCCAUUGCGCGCUUGAGGGUGGAAUCUGAGGCAAUGGGUACACCCGUCUCCGAGGCUCAAGGUGCGUCCAAGAGCUUCGUCGCCUCCGAGGCACCCAAGGGUAGCAUGUUUAGCAUCGUCCGUCAAGAACAGCACGGUGGGUCUCUGCACUACUCCGACUACGCCUCGUUGGAGAAGGACUACGUCAGUGGCGCCAUUCACCCUGCCGACUUGAAGAAGGCCGUAGCAAGCGCGAUCACCACCCUGCUCGAACCCGUGCAGAGGCUGUUCGAGAGCGAUGCCGAGUUCAAGAAGGCCAAGGAAGAUGCCUACCCGGAAGAUACGCCCGUGGUCAAGAAGAAGAAGGAGAAGAAAAUGAACCCGCAAUUUGCGCAUCUGUUCACCAAGGAGGAGGGAGGAACGGCGGAGAGCGAGGAAGAGGCGCUGGCGAAUCAGAAGGCUGAGAAGGAGAAAAAGGCCGAGGCCAGGGCUGCUAAACAGAAAGCUGAGGAGGAGAAAAAGGCAGCGGCCAAGGCAGCAGAAAAGCAGCAAUUGCCAGCGGACAAGGAGGAGGCGACAGCAAAACCCACGGAUCAGGAGAAUGAGACGUUUGUCGAGGCGACCAGAGCUGGGAUUGAGAACGUACACCUCGAGAAGCAGUAG
This is a messenger RNA of Sporisorium graminicola, 1461 nucleotides long. RefSeq lists its product as uncharacterized. Gene Ontology annotation, biological process: tyrosyl-tRNA aminoacylation. The record is from RefSeq and is a predicted model, not a curated record. Gene Ontology annotation, molecular function: ATP binding; tyrosine-tRNA ligase activity. The transcript has a single exon. NCBI's taxonomy places the organism in Eukaryota, Fungi, Basidiomycota, Ustilaginomycetes, Ustilaginales, Ustilaginaceae. The coding region runs from base 1 to 1461 and encodes 486 amino acids.